ACCUGAAGGCAAGAGAAGGAACAAUGGAUGGAAACUGAAUAAGGAGAGAUUCAACCUGGAAAUAAGAAUUUUUCUGACAGUGAGAACAAUCCAGCCGUGGAACAGAAGCUGCCUUCAGAAGUUGUGGGAGCUUCAUCACUGGAGGCUUUCAAGAAGAGACUAGACUGCCAUCGGUCAGAAAUGGUGUAAGGUUUCCUGCUGUUGGGGAGGGGGGCUUAGGGCUAGAUAAUUUACAAAGUCCCUUCCAAUUCUGUUAAUCUGUAUAAUUGUGUCUUUUCACCCUAAAACUAUGCUGGAAUGCCCAUGUGGGCCUAGCUUCAGUGACAUCAUGCCCUUCUGGAGAGUUGUGAGUCUGCCCUUGCCCAGAUUCAGGAUGCCUUUGUGCUGAGUCCCUGGGCUGAUCAUGGGCUCCUUCUGUUCAUCUGGACAAGGGCUUCCUUGGUGCUUGUGAAGAACCUGGCCUUAGUGACCUAACCAAUGGAAUGGCUUGCCUCCAGAGGUUGUGGUGCUCCAUCACUGGUGGUUUUCAAGAAGAGACUACAGCCAUUUGUCUGAAAUGUUCUAGGGCUAGAGCAGGGGUUAGACUAGAGGACCUCCAAGGUCCCUUCCAAUUCUGUUAUCUGUUGUGUUACCUGAUCAAGAGCUGCAAUUCACAAUAACUUGCAGGAUGGUUCUAAUCUUUGCUGAGCAGGAUAUGCUCAGUCCCUGAGAAAACAAGGCAGGAUGAGCCCCACUUUUCUCUUUGUUCUGGUGCUGCAGGCAGCCGUUAUGCUGAGACUUCGUCUUUUGACUUGGGAUGUCAAGGACACACUGCUUCGGCUCCGGGUCCCCGUGGGGCAGAGUUACUCCGCCGAGGCCCAGGCCUUUGGCCUCCAGGUACCUGCUGAAGCGCUCAACCACUUCUUUUCCCAAGCUCUUACAUCCCAUAGCCAGCGUUUCCCCAACUAUGGCUCCGGCCAGGGCCUCAGCUCCAAGCAGUGGUGGCUUGGGGUUGUCUUGGAGACCUUCCAGCUUGCCGGAAUUCAUGACACUGAUGUUCUCUGGCCCGUAGCUGAAAAACUUUACCGGGAUUUUAGCAGCCCAAAGAACUGGGAACUGGUCCCAGGUGCCAUUGAGAUGCUCCAGUGGUGCCAGCAACAGGGUAUCCCCAUGGCCGUGGUUUCCAACUCUGACCGGAGGGUGCAAGAGAUUCUGAGCCGGUGUAACCUCCGACAAUAUUUUCAGUUUGUCUUAACCUCGGAAGAAGUGGGGUUUGCCAAGCCAGACCGGCGGAUUUUUCUGGAAGCCCUCCACAGUGCCAAGGUGGAGCCCCAGCUGGCUGCUCACAUUGGGGACCAUUACGUGAAUGACUAUUUGGCUGCAAGGAAGGCUGGGCUGCACAGCUUCCUGUUUAAAAUGGCCAGGGGUCCAAUUGAGAGCGACAGGGAGGUGCCAGAAAACCACCUUCUAUCUUCACUUUUUGAUCUGCAGGCUCGGAUAAAGAAAGGCUAAAAGUAAAUGGCUGGAUUUCGACAGCUGUUUCUAGUAUAGGAAAUUGCAAUUUUAAUAAAUCUUAAUAUUAACCCAAAGUAAGUCCAAUAAAACCUUUAUAUCCCUA
Molecule: messenger RNA, 1597 nt
Organism: Ahaetulla prasina
Lineage: Eukaryota; Metazoa; Chordata; Lepidosauria; Squamata; Colubridae
Gene: HDHD3
Product: haloacid dehalogenase like hydrolase domain containing 3
Exons: 1
Coding region: 724-1491 (255 amino acids)
Source: RefSeq, a predicted model, not a curated record